Molecule: messenger RNA, 5079 nt
Organism: Topomyia yanbarensis
Lineage: Eukaryota; Metazoa; Arthropoda; Insecta; Diptera; Culicidae
Exons: 2
Coding region: 1-5079 (1692 amino acids)
Biological process (GO): proteolysis; DNA integration
Molecular function (GO): aspartic-type endopeptidase activity; zinc ion binding; nucleic acid binding
Source: RefSeq, a predicted model, not a curated record
AUGGCAAUGGCACAGCUCACAUUCGAUCAAGCUAGUGAGCUGAUCCAAGGUUGGUAUUUUGAUAUGAGUGUGGAGUUUUUAGCCGACGAUGAACUGAAUUAUGAACUGACUGCCCGUUCUGUCAGUUUGUCUAUCGGUCUCGAUCGCUCACGAAAACGCAAGUGGCUGCGAGACCAAUUGAAGGUGGAAAGGGAUGAUCCGUCGGGAAAAUGCCCACGAAGAGUAGUGGGUGAUCCUACUGUGGAAGUCGAGGUUUGUACGCAUAAGUUUAUCGAGUUGAAAUCGUGUUUGGAACAGGAGGAUGAUGAGGAAAAGAAGGUUUGUUCCACUAGAAUGGUACACGUCGGUAUGCGUUUAGUGACUGUGUUGAGGGACUCGCGGGGGUCGCCUAACUUGCACAGUCAAUUGCAAAAUACGGUGGUUGAAUUAGCGGAGGUUCUUGAAUAUUUCUUUCGAGGUUCUGCUUCGUCUUUGCAGAGUGAUCAGCAAGAGGGAAAUGAUAUUUUAGCUCUGUUGGAUGCAGACAAAGCAGAUGAAAAUCCUAGACCGAGAGUUUCCGUUCUUAGUCAGGAUGACCUUGAUUGGAUCCAUUCGUUGCAAGCGAGAAUUACGGAUCUAGAAGCCGAUUUAGCCCGACGAAGAGAAGUAAAAGAUGCUGUAACUCAAACUCUUCCCGAUCAUGCUCAAUUUACUUCAUAUUCACAACACCCCGAUACAAAUUUCAGAACAUUUCAAAACUAUAAUUUUCCGCCUAUAAAGCCUUCCAAUUCAUUCGAUACUUCAUCUAGUUACCAUAAUUUUCAAAAUAUCCCAGAUCGUACAUUACAUUCUAACAAUAUACCAGUUCCCAACAAUACAUACAAUAUUCCCUAUCACCCGACGAGAAUUUCUAAUCCUCCUGGAGCAAAUCCCGAAAUGUACAACCAUGCUUCGGCUAUCCCAUCUUUCCCUAAACGAAAUUCACCUCCCAUGUAUAGUGGUGUUCUACACAAUCCGUACCCCGCACCGUACCACAACCGUCACACUCUUCCUGUGUCCAAAUGGAACAUCACUAAAUACAGUGGUGACGAUCAAGGGCUGAAGUUAAAUGAGUUUCUGGAAAUUGUACAGGCUUUAUCCCAAGCUGAGCAUGUGUCGGAAGUCGAGCUUUUCGAGUCGGCUGUGCAUUUGUUUGUUGGUUCAGCGCUCAAGUGGUAUAUGGCACAAAGAGCCACUGGUAGAUUGAUGAAUUGGCAGCAUUUGGUAUUUGAAUUAAAACGCACCUACAUGCACCCUGAUUUGGACGCGUUGAUCAAAAUGAAAAUUUACCAGCGUCGUCAACAAAAACAUGAAUCUUUCCACGAGUACUAUUUCGAAAUCGAGAAACUGUUCAGAACCAUGAGUGUUCAGAUUCCCGAUUACGAAAAAGUACAGAUUCUACAGCAGAAUAUGCGAGUAGACUACAAGCGACAAAUGACAUUUAUUCCGAUAGUCGACCUUGAAACACUUGUUGCUGCUGGACAGAAAUUAGAUGCAUUAAAUUUCUCGGCAUACAACAAGGUUUUCGGGGCGGACAGGAAUGUCCAAGUGGUCGAAAGCUCUGAAAACAAUUCGAAGAAAAAAAAUAAGAACCAAUCCCAGACUCAACAGGUGAUAGAUCAAACCGCAGCAGUAUCUCAGGUCAACCAAAAUAGAAACAAUUCACACACAUCCACUAAUUCGUCUCGUCCCAAUCAACUUUCCAACAAAAACAACCAAUCCUUACCGAACACCCAAACGAGUCAAAAUUCGUCUCAAAAUACCGCCCGACCAGACCCGAUCGCGGUGCCAUCUGGGUUCAAUUCUCGUCCACAGUUCACGUUGGAAGAAUUGAUAAACACGCACAUUCCCCCACCGGCCAAUACCUGCUACAAUUGCGGGAGGAUUGGUCAUCACGUAGCGAUGUGUAGACAGCCUCGGGGCAUAUUUUGCAACACCCAACGCGUAAGUCAAGACCGUUUUCUUCAACGUACGCCUCCCCCUUACUGGGUGCAGGCCACCAGAGAUAUUUACCCAGAGUCUGCGGAAAUUCUUCAAAUUACCUACCCUGUCCCCCACGAUAACCGGCCGUACGCACACGUAAAGAUUUACGGUUACCCGGUACGUGCUCUCCUGGACAGCGGUAGCAAUCAUACGCUUAUUAGCGAAACCCUUUUUUCGCAAUUGAAGUACAAAAAGUUGCAUCGUCCCUCCAAAAACGUGAUUCUACGGUCUGCAAGUGGAGAUGAACUGCAAAUUCAAGGUCAGGCUCAUCUUCCAUUUGCUUUCCAAGGAUGUGUGAAAAUAGUUCCUACUUUGGUAGUUGCAAAUCUGUUCAUAGAUUGUAUCUGCGGGAUGGAUUUUUGGAGGAAAUUCAAAAUUCAGCCCGCGAUGCAAAACUGUGGAGGGAUUGAGUCCACUGCGUCGGCAUCUAUUACCGAACACCGUAGUUCUGCAAAUAUUUUGACCGAUGAUGAAAUUAUGGUGAUCGAGAACGUCAAAAAACUUUUCCUUCCUGCUCAAGAAGGGAAAUUGACCCUGACCAACCGAGCUCAGCAUCGUAUCGUGUUGGGAGAGGAAUGGAAAAAUAAACCACCAGUCCGCCAGUUUCCAUACGUGAUGUCUCCGAAGACGCAGGAUCUGGUAGCCGUCGAGCUGGAACGACUGUUGGGUUUAGGGAUUUUGGAACGGAGCAACUCGGAUUGGUCGCUUAACUGCGUGCCGGUCAUCAAGCCCAACAAAGUUCGGCUCUGUUUGGACGCGCGCAAGAUUAACGAGCGGACUGUUCGGGAUGCUUAUCCGUUGCCUCAUCCCGGUCGAAUUUUAGGUCAACUUCCCAAGGCUAAAUACCUGUCCACGAUAGACCUGUCUGAAGCGUUUCUCCAGGUUCCAUUGGACCAAGAAUCGCGGAAGUACACGGCCUUUUGUGUACAGGGCAAAGGGCUAUUCCAAUACACACGGAUGCCUUUUGGAUUGAUCAACAGUCCUGCUACGUUAGCACGACUGAUGGACAAUGUCCUGGGCCACGGGAUGCUUGAACCGUACGUCUUCGUCUAUCUCGACGACAUUGUUGUGGUGACGGAGACAUUCGAACACCAUGAACGCCUUCUAGUGGAGAUUGCACGUCGCUUAAGGGAAGCAAACCUAAGCAUAAACCUCGAAAAGUCUAAGUUUGGAGUGUCUGAGAUUCCCUUCCUGGGAUAUCUCCUUAAUACAGACGGUCUUCGAGCCAACCCGGAAAAAGUUCGUCCUAUUGUCGAAUACGAACGGCCCAAUACCGUAACAAAACUAAGGAGAUUCCUAGGAAUGGCUAAUUACUAUCGGCGCUUCAUCUUAGACUUUAGCGGGGUGACCGCUGCACUCACAAACCUUCUGCAAAGCAAAACGAAAACCAUCCGUUGGAACGAUGACGCCGAACAGGCAUUUUGCGAAAUCAAAGAGCGGCUGAUAUCUUCACCAGUCUUGGGCAGUCCUGAUUUCAGCAAGGAGUUCUGUAUCCAAACGGAUGCUAGUGACGUGGCGGUAGCUGGGGUUCUCACACAAGAACAGGAUGGGGUAGAGCGGGUCAUUUCAUUCUACUCCCAUAAACUGACAACGCCCCAGAAGAACUACCAUGCCGCAGAAAAGGAAGCGCUUGCAGCCAUUCUCGCCAUCGAUGCAUUCCGUGGGUAUAUUGAGGGUUACCAUUUCACCCUAAUAACCGAUUCUUCCGCGCUGACCCAUAUACUCAGUACAAAAUGGAAGGUCGGGUCACGAUGCAGCCGAUGGGCGUUGAAUCUGCAGCAAUUCGAUAUGACCGUCAAGCAUCGCAAGGGCAAGGAGAACGUGGUUCCGGACGCCCUCUCGCGAAGCAUCGCAGCUGUUCAAGAAUCGUCGUGGUACGCGUCAAUGUCCGACAAAGUGGCCCGCCGGCCCGAUGAUUUUGUAGACUUCAAGAUCGACGAUGGUAAACUCUUUAAGUUUAUCACCGUGAACGAUAAUCCCUGUGAUACUCGCUUCGAGUGGAAAAUGAUUCCCCCGCCCACCGAAGUUCCAAAUAUUCUUCGACAGUACCACGACGAUUGCUUUCAUCCAGGCUACGACAAAACCCUUGCACGGAUCCGUCAAAGAUUCUACUGGCCUAAGAUGGCAGUUGAAAUACGGCGGUACGUUCAACAGUGUGGAAUGUGCAAGGAAGUCAAAGCUUCUUCCGUCCCUGUUGCACCUGCCAUGGGAAACAUGAAAAUUGCCACCCGCCCUUGGCAGAUCGUAUCAGCGGAUUUCAUUGGCCCUCUCCCCCGCACUCGUCGCGGUAGUCAGCACAUUUUGGUAGUUUGUGACUACUUUUCGAAAUGGGUAAUGGUUCAGCCUGUGAGGAAUGUCAGUAGUGCCCCCAUGUGUGCGAUUUUGAAAGACCAAUGGUUCCUGAGAAACUCGGUUCCUGAAGUGAUAAUCACUGACAACGGAAGCAGUUUCAUUUCCAAAGAGUUCAAGGAGCUGUUGGAUCGUUUCAAAGUUGCCCACUGGCUCAACUCACGAUAUCACUCACAGGCAAACCCGGUCGAAAGAGUCAACCGAACUAUCAAUGCUGCUAUCAGGACAUACGUGAGGGAGGACCAACGCCUUUGGGACACUCGUGUGUCGGAGAUCGAGAUGGUUUUGAAUACCAGUGUUCACUCGUCGACUGGAUUCACACCAUACUUCAUUAAUCACGGUCACGAGUACUCUGAAGUUGGUACCGAUCAUUUACUCACCCGUCUCGAUGUAAAGCUGACUUCGGAAGAGAUGGAAGAACGACGAUCGAAAAUGUUUGAGCGAAUCUACGACCUUGUCCGCAAAAAUCUGGCGAAAGCUCACAACGCUUCCCAACAGCGCUAUAAUUUACGGCACCGCAAGUUUGCACAAGCUUUCGUAGAGGGACAGCUGAUAUACCGCAGAAACAUGAAACCGUCUAGUGCAGCACAGAACUAUAAUGCCAAAUACGGCCAACAAUUCCUUCCAUGUCGUGUCAAGGCGAAAAUCGGAUCGUCUUCCUAUGAGCUGGAGGAUUUGAACGGCAAAAGUUUGGGUAUUUGGCCAGCUGUGCAUUUGAAACCCGGUUAG